Molecule: messenger RNA, 2670 nt
Organism: Cynocephalus volans (Philippine flying lemur)
Lineage: Eukaryota; Metazoa; Chordata; Mammalia; Dermoptera; Cynocephalidae
Gene: ZFP37
Product: ZFP37 zinc finger protein
Exons: 4
Coding region: 88-1872 (594 amino acids)
Biological process (GO): regulation of transcription by RNA polymerase II
Cellular component (GO): nucleus
Molecular function (GO): DNA-binding transcription factor activity, RNA polymerase II-specific; RNA polymerase II cis-regulatory region sequence-specific DNA binding
Source: RefSeq, a predicted model, not a curated record
GCCACAGAUGCUCUAAUUGGGGGUCGGUGACUGGAGGGUUACUGUAGUCUGUGAAGACAGGGAUCAGUAACAUUCAAAGAUGUCACUAUGGCCUUUACUCAGAAGGAAUGGGAGCAGUUGGAUCCCACCCAGAGGAACCUGUACAAGGAUGUGAUGCUGGAGAACUACAGCAACCUAGCCUCAAUAGGGCAUCAAGCUUCCAAACCGGAUAUGAUUACCAAGUUGGAAAAAGGGGAAGAGCCAUGGUUGGGGAAGGGAAAAAGACCCAGUCAAGGUCAUCCAAGUAAAAUAAAAAGUCCCAAGCAAAUAGGAGCCAAUGGAAAAGUCAAGCUAGAUGAUGACCAGCUAGAGAAUAACCAGGAAUCUCAGAACAAACUCCUUAGGGAGGUUGCAUUCAAGAGGAAACCUCUGACUAAGAAGAAAGGCAGUGAGAGUGGUUCAAUGGGGAAAAGAAAUAGCAUGAGUACAAAACACAGCCCUUCAACAAAAAGCCUUCUUAAAUUUGAUUCACAUGGAAAGAGUUUGAAACAGAAUCUGGACAUACAUGGUCAUGUAAGAAACUGUGCAAAAAAGAAACCUGAUGUAGCUAAAGAACACAGGAAAUUAUUUAGCCAUACCUUAUCUGAUACAAGGAAAGACAAAAAUCAAACUGGAAAGAAACAUGAAAAAUUAUCCAACCAUAGCUCAUCUGAUAAGUGUGACAAAACUCAAACUGGCAAGAAACCUAAGAAAUUACGUUGUCAUAGCUCAUCCCAUACUAAGCAGGACAAAAUUCAAAUUGGAGAGAAACAUGAGAAAUCAUCUAGCCAUAGUUCUUCUAGUAAGCAUGACAAAACUCAAGCUUGUGUGAAACCCUAUGAAUGUGAUCAGUGCGGAAAGGUUCUCAGCCAUAAACAAGGACUUAUUGACCAUCAGAGAAUUCAUACUGGGGAGAAACCAUAUGAAUGUAAUGAAUGUGGGAUAGCCUUUAGCCAAAAGUCACACCUUGUUGUACAUCAAAGAACUCACACUGGAGAAAAACCUUAUGAAUGUAUUCAGUGUGGCAAAGCCCAUGGUCAUAAACAUGCCCUCACUGACCAUCUAAGAAUUCAUACUGGAGAAAAGCCCUAUGAAUGUACUGAAUGUGGGAAAACCUUCAGACACAGCUCAAACCUUAUUCAACAUGUGAGAUCUCAUACAGGUGAGAAGCCCUAUGAAUGUAAGGAAUGUGGAAAAUCCUUUAGAUAUAACUCAUCUCUUACUGAACAUGUUAGAACUCAUACAGGUGAAAUACCAUAUGAAUGUAAUGAAUGUGGAAAAGCCUUUAAGUAUAGUUCAUCCCUUACUAAACAUAUGAAAAUUCAUACAGGUGAGAAACCCUUUGAAUGUAAUGAAUGUGGGAAAGCUUUCAGCAAGAAGUCACACCUCAUUAUACAUCAAAGAACUCAUACUAAGGAGAAACCUUACAAAUGUAAUGAAUGUGGAAAAGCCUUUGGACAUAGCUCAUCUCUUACUUACCAUAUGAGAACUCAUACAGGUGAAAGUCCCUUUGCAUGUCAUCAAUGUGGGAAAGCCUUUAAACAAAUUGAAGGCCUUACUCAACAUCAAAGAGUUCAUACUGGAGAGAAACCCUAUGAAUGUAACGAAUGUGGGAAAGCCUUUAGCCAAAAGUCACACCUCAUUGUACAUCAGAGAACUCACACUGGGGAGAAGCCCUAUGAAUGUAAUGAAUGUGGAAAAGCCUUCAAUGCAAAGUCUCAACUUGUUAUCCAUCAGAGAUCCCACACUGGAGAGAAACCCUAUGAAUGUAAUGAAUGUGGAAAAACCUUUAAACAAAAUGCAUCCCUUACCAAACAUGUGAAAACUCAUUCAGAAGAGAAAUCUCAUGAGUGACAUGAAUGUGAGAAAUCUAACUGAACUGAAGGUUCUGUUUAACCUUAGAAAUAUUCUGAAUUUAAAGAAUGUUAGAAAGCCUUUAGCAAGAAAUUGCACCUUGUUGCACAUGAGAGAAUUUGAAAAUGGAUCUUUACAUGGAAGCGAUGGAUGGAAACAAGAGUUUAAACUUGAUACCGAAACUUUUAUAGAAAAUAGUUUUAAAAAUACUCAAUUGUUAUAAAUUAUCUACAUGUUCAGACUGAAACAGAAAGCAUUAAAAAACUGUGAAUAAAUUGAAUAACCAGAGGAAUGGAGGAGUAAGUUACAUAUGCUGACAAUUCCUGAGUUGUUUGGGUGUUGUGUACUUAAGCACCACAUAUUAUUAGAAUUGAAUUUGCAAAUCUGUUUAUUGCCUUGUAUAAAUGAGUGUGGCCAUUUGUAUAAGCCUUCUCUUCAAUAUUAUCACUCAGCAGAAAACUUUAUAUAGGAGUUGUUAUUUAUAUAAAAAGUGUUAUCAAAAAAUUGAGAGAAAAUGAAAGAAAGCAGCUGAGGAUACAAAUGUACUGGUCAGGAAUGAUGUCUAAGAUAUAUUGUUAAGUGUAAAAAAGUUUGCUUAACCAUGUAUAUAAUAUUUUUCUAUUUGUGUACAAAAGAGUUUGUGUGUUCACCUCUGUCUUUCUGUGUGUGUGUUUCUAUGUAUGUGUAUAGACAUAUAUUUGCAUGUGAAUAGAAUUUGUUUGAAAAAAUACGGAAAACCCUUAAUAGUGGUUGCCAUUGGCCACAGGAGUACAGGAUUGGGGUUUGGGGUGAGAGAGA